Umbelopsis ramanniana AG is the source of this 4011-nucleotide messenger RNA. RefSeq lists its product as uncharacterized. The transcript has 3 exons. Lineage: Eukaryota; Fungi; Mucoromycota; Umbelopsidomycetes; Umbelopsidales; Umbelopsidaceae. The annotation marks the transcript as partial. The record is from RefSeq and is a predicted model, not a curated record. Gene Ontology annotation, cellular component: fungal-type vacuole membrane.
AUGCAUAGCAAUGAUGCUGAUGAAUAUUAUGAGAAGCCUCCUCAAAAGAAACGGUUCUAUCGCCAAAAGAAGUACUGGAUCAUUUGCGGUGUUAUCUCGGCCAUCGUUACCCUCGUUGUUGUUCUUCUCAUUGUUUUCGUAUUUUUCCCCAUGAUCGCCCAAUCCAUUAUCAACCAUUCAGGCAUUAAUGUUCAGAGCGCCAGUAUCUCUUUCACUCCUCCUGCGUCCAACACGAAUCAAAAGCGACAGGACACUCCAUUCAUGGUAGCCGGUUUAACCAACACUGGCCCAUUCCCUGCUGAUCUUAAAUUCACCAGCCCUAUCACCAUCUCGUACAAGCAAAACGAGAUUGGUAGGGUCGAACUUCCAGCAACACACGUUUCUGGCGGUAAAGGUACCUUGGAAUCUAACACAGUUUUCAAUAUCACCAACCCUGAUGCCUUCAAUGCUUUUGCUGUUGACAUGUUGGCUGUUGAAAGCUUUGUUUGGACCAUGCAGGCAAGCUUGGAUGUUACUGCCUUGUCCAGAACUGCUCACGUCAAUCUUAAAAAAGAUGUUACCAUUGGUGGCAUGAACGGUUUCCCCGCAGUCAAGAUCACUUCAUUCGCUCUUCCAGGCGAUGACCCAGCGGGCGGUAUCCAACUUUCUCUUGGUACUCAAUUGACCAACCCAUCUCCCAUUGGUGUCUAUCUUGGAACCAUCCAACUGUCCGUCAGUUACCAAGAUGUCUACCUCGGUCCAGUUUCAGCCACCAACGUCAAUUUGGCUCCCGGAGAUAAUAAUAUCACAUUGAAUGGCCGCUUGGUUCCUCAAACCGAUGUUAACAACCUCAACAUUGUUAGUGACAUGUUCUCUCGUUACAUUGCCGGUGAAGUCUCCAAUACCACCGCUAAAGGUAUUUCUGCUGCUCCCGAUGGUGUUAACCCUGUAUCUUGGUUGUCCAAUGGCUUCCAGACCGUUCAACUCCAUGUCGGACUUGCUGCUUCUGAAAAACUUCAGCUCAUCCACGGAGUUAGCCUCGGUAAUCUUGAUUUGGCUUUCACCAACCAAACUGCUUAUAGCCCUCUCUCGACGGCUCCUCAAGUUACUGCCAAUUUCAGUGUACCCUUCGGUUUCUCAUUGAAUAUCACUGAAGUCACUCAGAACAUUACCCUUGGUACCAAUUCUACUGGCCCCAUUGCUCUUUUGUCGUCUGGUUACGUUAACUCUACCAGUGACCAAAAAGCCGGUAUCCUCAAUUUUGCUCUCAACAAUGCUCCUCUUCAGGUCUAUCCUGAACAACAUGAGGCUUUCAAUGAGUUCACCUACAAUUUGACUGGUGCUAACGUUUUUGAAUUCAACGUUGCUGGUAACGCUACUGUUGUCACUUCCACUCCUAUUGGUGUCGUCAAGUUGUCCAACGUUCCUUUGAAUGCUGUCACUUCUCUCAAUGGCCUUCAGUUCCUCAACAGUACACCCACCACCAUCAAUGGUCUCGAUGUUACUGGAGGUACAACUGACAAUUUGAUUAUGGUCAUCAAUACUACCAUGUACAACCCUUCAAGCGUCCAAAUUUCCGCUGGUGAUGUCAGCCUUUUGAUGGGAUCUGAUGGUACUCAACUUGGAACAGUCACUCUUCCCAACUUGGUCCUCCAACGUGGCAGCAACACUCUCCAGGCUACUGCUCUUUUCAACCCCAAGGCCACCACCGUUGGUCAGAACUUGCUCACCACUUUUGUUGCUGGAAAGGCUAAUAAUGUCACCAUUGGCGGUUAUGCCAAUAGCACCAUUAUUGAGUCUCUUGCCUAUGCUUUCGGAAACAUAAGCUUGGGCUCCGUUCUCCCUGGUCUUCAGUCUCAAUUGAUUCAAUCUGCUGGCUUAACUGUUUACACCAACACUGUUCAAACCAAUGUGGCCGGUACCACCGUCACCAUUGCCAACCCCUUCAGUGCUGGUCUCUCCAUCACUCAAGUCAAGGCUGCUGUCACAUACGCUGGAAUGCCCGUAGGCAACAUUGAUGCUGAUAUCAGCAGCAACCCUAUCGUCAUUGGAGGAAAGACCACUGCUGCUUCUCCUGCUAUUCCUAUCACCAUGAACUUGGAACCCGCUGCUGUAGCUCUUUUGCUUCGCGAUAACGCCAACAGUGCCGGCUUGAACCUUCAACCUAUUGAUGCCUUGCUUACCAUGGGUGGCUUCAAUAUCCAAGGUCAACAGCAAAUCCAAGGAACUGCUGACUUGUUCAAUGGUUUCAACAUCUCUGACUUUGUCAUCAAGGCUUUCACUAACUUGCAUGUUGAUCUUCAACUUUCCUCCGUUCUCAACAUUGGUCAAUAUACCGAUACCCUCGAUAUUGUGCAGACCAACGUUCCUACCAAGACAGAUAAUACCAUCACAUACUUGAUUCCUGUUGUCGGCCAACCCAUUGUUCAGUCUAUCAUCAAUCAAGCUGCCAUGACUUUCUCCAGCGCUAUUUUGUCUGAUGCCACCAAUUCGGCUUUCACUGUUCAGCUCAAUGGUCAAAUUACUGGUACUGGUCCUUUCGCUGCUACCAUUGGUUUCCCAGCUCCUCUCACUGUGGCCUGGAAUGGAAGAAACAUUGGUCAAGUCACCAUGCCUAACAUUCAAACUGUUGCUGAUGUCGGUGCUACCUUCAAUGUCUCUGCUCACUUCGCCGUCACUGAUGAAUCAGCCAUGGCUGAUUUCAGUGCAUACAUGUUGCUCGAAAAGGAUUUCGUCUGGGAUAUCUCUUCCACCGAUGUCUCCGUCACCGCUAUGGAUUACACUUUCACCAACCUCAGCAUGACCAAGUCCGUUACCCUUCUCGGUAUGGCUGGUCUUGUCAACGAUGUGAAGAUCAACUCGUUCAACUUGCCUGCCAAUGAUCCUUCCGGUGGUAUUUCCCUCGUUUUGCAAACUACCUUGACCAACCCAUCUCAAGUUGGUGUUAGUCUUCAAGGUCUUGGUUUUGAAUCUUUCUUCGGUGAUGUUGAUAUUGGUCCAGUCGCUGGUACCAAUGUCAACCUUCCUCCUCAAGGUACCGCCCAGGUUCAAAUGACAGGUCGACUCGUUAAGCAAUCCAGUGACGCUGGUCUCUCUGCUUUGGAAACUUUGUUCAACAACUACCUUGGCCACAAGGAAACCGCGCUCUCCGUCAAGGGCUCUUCUGCGUCUGGCCCAUCUGGUCAAAUCAACUGGCUCUCUGAAGCCUUCCAGAAGCUUACCAUCAACAAUGUUAUGCUUCCUGGAGGUCCUGAAAACAUGACUCUCAUUCCUGCUGUGGCUAUCAAGCAGUUCACCUUUGAUUUCACCAAGGGUGCUUACUCUCCUGAUUCCAGCUCUAAUGAUAUUGAGGCUCAAUUCAAGAAUCCUUUCGGUUUCCCAUUGUCCAUUACUGGCUUGCAGGAAACCAUCGAGACUUCAGCUGCAGGUCAUGAUAUGGCUACUUUGGCUCCUCCUUUCAGCCCUGCUACCACCGAUACUUCGACUGGUAUCAUCAAGACUGGAUUUGAGCACGUUCCUUUCAACGUUCACAGUGGUGCCGAACCUGUCUUCAAUGCCUUCGUUCAAGGUCUCACUUUGACCUCGGGCGGUACUCUUGGUCUCAAGGGCUUCAAUGAUUUCGGUGGUCAAUUCACUAUUGAUCAAAGCACCGUUUCUAUUUCUGGCGCUACCCCUCAAUAUGUGAUCAUCAAGAUGACCAUCGCUAUGAACAACCCAUCGUUUAUCACCAUUACUAUUGGUGACAUUCAAUUCGAUACCCUUGUUUCAGGCGUCAAUAUUGGUCCCACCAUCUUGAAGAGUCUUACUAUCGCUCCAGGAACCCAAAACUACCUAGCUGAAUUCCACUUGACUCCCAUGGGUGGUAACAACGCCGUAGUCUCUGCCAUUCUCUCUGGUUAUUUGCAAAAGCAAACAUUGGCGCUCACUGUUAAGGGCUCAGAUAACUCUACCUCCAUUGCCUCGCUCAAGCAAGGUUUGGCUGGUGUCAGUCUUACUGGCUCUCUUACCGGUAUCGAUGCUCACCUUAUUACU